UUAACCUACACCACAGCAACUCUGUGUCAGCAACUAGCUGUGGGUAAGGCAGAUAUGGCACUUAUUCAGGAACCCUUGUUAUACAAGGUUCAAAUAAGGGGCUUAACUAACACAGGGGGAACAGUUUACUCUGCUGUACCCAAUAACAAUGCAAGAUCCUGUGUUUAUAUCAGGAAUCAUGUUAAUGCCUUGCCUUUGCUGGAGCUGUUCUAGGGAUGCAACAGCGGUAAGGAUAACAUACACAUAUCGAGGAGGCAGCAGGGAGCUGAUUAUUGCUUUAGUCUACCUUCCAUAUGACUCGGAUGAACCACCACCAGCUAAGGAAAUGAGGGACAUCAUAGAUUACUGCUUUAGCAGGAAAAAGCAACUCACCAUUGGAUAUGAUGCCAAUACGCACCACAUCUUAUGGGAAAGCACCGGCACUAAUCCAAGGGGAGAGAGCCUUAUGGAAUUUCUGCAGAUUACAGAACAUCAAAAACUGGACACUGUGGAGAGGUCGACCCCCUCCAAAACGGAAAAGGAAACAAGGAAUAGAGGAGGAACCUGUAAUGUAGAAACACCAGCCUCCCCGGCAUGAAUGGACAAUGAAAGUAUGAGUGAAUGUGAUACAACAGAUCGAUGAACGCUGGACCAUGGAACUGCUCGAGACAAGCAUUUUUAAAAAAGGGGAGCGGAGGUAGCGCGCCAAAGAUGAACACCAGAGAAGAGAAAAAGGAACGGAGAUGUAUCGUUAGGCUGUUCAGGACGAACAACCUUUAGAAGGGAGCAGUGUGACGUAUUUGCGCUAUGCAGGACACCACCCCUCCAGCGGUGACAUAACAGCAUCGGAGCAACUGCCACUGCUACGGUAACAGGCCAAUCAACACUCCGUCCCCUCCCCCGCGGUAACGUAAUAAGGGACACCACGGUUACUACACAGCAAUAAACAACUAUCGGCAACGUUCCAGCAACGUCUGUAAACACUGAGUUUAUGCAACAGUGAAGCGAUGUGGGUUUUCCGUUUGCCGACUCCAACUGCUACAACAUAUUUAUCACGAGUGACCAGUUAAUUACAAAUAAUUCCAAGCCUCAAAUUGUUGAAACUGCAUUCUCCAGUUGCUAAGAGUUCCCCAUCCAAACAACAACAGACGUAACAAUGAAAACAAGAAAAAUGACAACAAAUACAAUAAAAAGCAACACAAAGAUUACAACAAUGAGAGCAUAAAUAUAUGCAUCAUGAAGUCCAGAAGCUUGAGGACUUCUGAGCUAUAAAGUGGUACCAACUUCUUGGGAAGAAAUCAGUAACCUGCAGUUUCACUUAGACCAUGAAGAUGAAGGCAGCAGAUUCUCCCCAAAUGCUGAUACCUAUGUAUUGAAUGAUCAAGUGUCAUAACCCAGAGAUCUGUGGGAACAUCCCACAUAGUAACAGGUAUAGAACAUCGACAAUCCCACAGAUCCAUAAUCUUCAUAUUUACUGUAAUGCCGCUAAGGUUACGUACAUGUAGAUAUAGUUUUGGGGUAAAAUUUGAAUAUUAGUAGCUAGACUAUAAGAUUAAGAAGUAGCCAUGAUGAAACGGACCAGGAAGUUUAGGUCUACAAAGAAUUGUAACAGGGAAUGCCUGAGUCAUUAGAAUGCUAACCCGGCAGUGUAAUAGCGCUGACAUUGAGGAAGGAGCUAUAUGAAGUGGGUCAUAAACACUAUGGCAGGAGGAAAACGCUGAGUCAGAGG
Messenger RNA from Cryptotermes secundus, 1708 nucleotides. RefSeq lists its product as uncharacterized. Bases 149 to 577 code for a protein of 142 amino acids. The transcript is spliced from 2 exons. The record is from RefSeq and is a predicted model, not a curated record. Gene Ontology annotation, molecular function: catalytic activity. NCBI's taxonomy places the organism in Eukaryota, Metazoa, Arthropoda, Insecta, Blattodea, Kalotermitidae.